UUUUCAAAACGUCCGUGCUGAGCUGAGCGUUUGUUUGUACACACGGGAAGAUUGGUCUUCGUUCGCAUCUUCCGGAUGCAAGCUGGGUCCCUUGAAACCCGUUUUUAACUGUGAAUUAAACACGAUCUACGUUUCGCGCGAGUGCUGAAGAAUCAUGGCACCGAGGAAAGCUCGGAUGUGUCGCAUGUGUCUCUCAACAACAGCAAUUCUGCGAUCGAUUUUUACCAUCUUCCGGAACUAUAAUCUGGUGUUCAUAAUUCGGGAGCUGGUCAAGCUUGAGAUAAAAGAAGAUGAUAAACUUCCGAAAUCUAUCUGCAAAUCUUGUGCGGUCAAGUUGAUCCGGAUGCGUGAACAUGCUACGCUGUUCAUCGACAGCGAUCGGAAGUUGCGUGACAAGCUGUCCGGUUCGGGUGCCGAACUGCCGGAUGUGCUCGACGAGUUGGGGCAAAAGCGGAAGCGAAAGUACACCAAGCGAACGGAUUACGACAGUGAUUCUGUGGAUGGGGGCGCUGAUCUGGUGGCCGAUCGAGGAGAGAGCGAUGACGAUGAUAGGAACGAAGGACCGGUGAAGGAGGAACUGGGAGAGAAUGAUAGAUUGGAUGAAAAUGUCAAAGAGAAUAACUUCGUCGAAAUCAGUGAGGUCAAAGAGGAACUUAUGGAUAGCGAUGAUGAUGAUCUUCCUCUCAAAAUUCUUUCAAUUUCCGUUGACAAUACCGAUUUAAAUAAUGUUGUUAAAGACGAGGAAGAGAAACCGUUGAUUAUUGAUGAAUGCAAGAAGGAAGACAGUACAACGGAUAAUCCAGACUUGUCAUUUGAGGUCCGGGUAGAGAUGGACAAGAAGGGAGCUGGUAACGAUUCUGAUGAUCCAGUUGCUCUAAGUCCAAUGCAUUCCGAUGGUGGUAGUGAUUAUGAAGUCCCGGUGAGAAAAACUCGGUUGUCCCGUCGAACGAAGAAAGAGUUGGCCAGCGAACCGAAACAGAAGCGGACUUACAAGAGACGGAAAAAGGUGGCAAAGGUAGAAAGUGAUACAGAGGACGAUGAAGAUGUGGACGAUGAAGAUAAAGAUAAGUCCUUCGUAAUUAGCGACGAAAUCAAUCGAUAUAAAAAAGAUGAACUGGAUGGUUCUGAAGAUGAGGCAAAGGUGAAAAAGAAAAGAGGUCGAAAAAAGGGAACAAAGUUGUUAAAGGAUCCCAACAAACCGGUUCAGAAACGACGACCCGGUGCUCCAAGGAAGUUCCCGGAACCUACGGGGCCAGUGCCAACGAUGCACGACUACAAGUGUUAUAUUUGCAAUAGCGAAUCCUUGGGUUGUAAGAAAGCAUUGCUGGAGCACUUUUCGACUCACGUGGAUCGAAUCCCUUUCACGUGCAAGGAAUGCGUGAUGGAAACGGUAGUCAUUACUCGGGUGCGAGGUCUGAAUAGCCACAUGAAGAUGCAUGCUCAACCGGUCAAGUGCGAUUACUGCGAUCGGCGGUAUAGCAAUUCUGCCGGCAAGUACUAUCAUACGCAGGUGUUCCAUCUAGGGCUUGGAGCUCCAUGUCAGGUCGAUUGUGAAAUUUGCGGCAAAACGUGCGGUUCGCAACAGGCGCUGAAAUCGCACAUGAAAUAUCACACGACGAAGCUCAAGUGCAGUCAGUGUGACAUGGUGUUUAACCACCCGAAUAAGCGUAGGAAUCAUGAACGGCUGCACGAUGAGAACAGAGGUAUGGAGUGUGUGAUAUGUAAGAAGGUUCUACUAAGUCUCGAAUCAUACGAUGUGCAUUUAAAAAAGCAUAGUCAGGAACGCAGCUACCAGUGCAAUCUUUGCUCGAAGAAGUUUGCUACUUCUUGUAAUCUUAUUCUUCACUUGAAGGUCCACGCCAAGAACGACAAUUACCGGCCGGCCAAGUCCUGGGUUGAGCAUUACACCGUACUGAGCCGCAAUCCGAUGCACUUCAAAUGCAACCACUGCGACCGGUACAACACCGACAAAGUGAACAACAUGAUCUCGCACCUGCAGGCCCAUUUCAAAGAGUACGAGUGUGAUCAGUGCAAGCACAAGUUCGCAACGGCGAAACAGCUGAGAGCGCAUUACACCACCCAUACCGGGGACAAACCGGAAAAGUGCAAGUACUGUGAAAAGGUGUUCUCCACCAAAAACAACCUGCGUAUCCACCUGAAGGCGUCCCACCCGGAGUGGGUUCCUCAGCGGCAGCAAGCACCCACCGUUACGGUGACUCAGCCGGCUGCUAACGAAACAGCGAUACCGGCAACGGUAGUUACGCUUGUUCCGACGGUAACACCCGGCCCGCAACCUCCGGCCAGCACACCCAAUUCGGAUAUUUUCGAUGCUGCGAGCAGCAACAGCGGCUUCGGCAUGAUGAAUCAACAGCACGUGCAACAACAGCAGCGAAUGCAACAGCUGCAGCACCAACCGGUGACAAAUAUGAACAUUCUUCGAAGUUAAG
This is a messenger RNA of Armigeres subalbatus, 2447 nucleotides long. RefSeq names its product zinc finger protein 37-like. Gene Ontology annotation, molecular function: zinc ion binding; RNA polymerase II transcription regulatory region sequence-specific DNA binding; DNA-binding transcription factor activity, RNA polymerase II-specific. Lineage: Eukaryota; Metazoa; Arthropoda; Insecta; Diptera; Culicidae. The coding region runs from base 155 to 2446 and encodes 763 amino acids. Gene Ontology annotation, cellular component: nucleus. The transcript has 5 exons. The record is from RefSeq and is a predicted model, not a curated record. Gene Ontology annotation, biological process: regulation of transcription by RNA polymerase II.